AUGCCAGGAACGAGCUGGGAUAUGAUACCGGCAUAUCCCAUAACACGCUAUAGCAAAGGGUCGGGACUCAUCCUGGCACAGCCGCGGACGGCGGCGAGUGACCACGAGACAGGUCUUAGCGUGUUAGACGCGGCGUUAAUGGUUCUGUCUCGCCUAAGGUGCCUGAACAGCCACGCCCUUGCAAAUGCCCAGAUCUGGUUCUUGAAAGAAGCUGUUGAUUGGCUGCUGGGGCGAGGAGGCGCACAGUCCCGACACCACAUCCGCCGACAUGCGGUGGACGGUAGGACAAAGGUUGAUGAGACUGGAAAGACGAAGUCUAGCAAUAGUUUCGAAGUCUGCAGUUGCUGGAUUGAAGCUGAAGAAUUGCCAGUUGAGGUUCAGUUAAAAGAGAAGUGGGGUAACAUUCUGUGUGCCUGCCAGUGCCGCGGCAAGAGCGAACGGGGCGCCGAUGUUCUCCACCCAGCCGUACCUCAGGGAAGGGGCCUGUUAGGUUAG
Molecule: messenger RNA, 495 nt
Organism: Fusarium redolens
Lineage: Eukaryota; Fungi; Ascomycota; Sordariomycetes; Hypocreales; Nectriaceae
Exons: 4
Coding region: 1-495 (164 amino acids)
Source: RefSeq, a predicted model, not a curated record